AUGCACACCGAGCUCUUGCCCCCCAGGUUGAUGUCACAGGAUGGGGCGGCGCCUGCCGCGCGCUCGGGGCCCGGCGCUGCUCCCGGCGGAUCCCGGCCCCCCCCCGCGGCCCCCGCCCGCGCCAUCGCUGACGUCAUCGCUGACGUCACCGUCACCGAGCUGCCCCCGUCCAGCCCCGAGGGAUCGCCCGACGGCAGGAGCAGCCCGGCCAUCCGGAUCAAGGAGGAGCCUCCCAGCCCCACGCGGAGCCCGCAGGUGGAGGAGCCCAAGAACGCCGGGAAUUCCGGGAACGCCGGGAAUUCCGAGACCCCCCCUGUCCCCCCUCCACCUUCAUCGACUCCAUCCUGCGGGGAAAACGACUCCGGAGCCGCUCCCGGGAAUCCCCAAUCCCAGGAAAAGUGCCUGAGCAUCGCCUGCCUCGACAAGUCGGAGCUGAACGAGCACCUGGACUCGGUGGACUCCAGCCUGGAGAACCUGCAGGCGCUGCUCAGCUCCCACGGCUUCAGCAUGGACAGCGCCCUGCUCGACCUCUUCAGCCCGUCCAUGGCGGUGCCGGACGUGACCCUGCCGGACCUGGACAGCAGCCUGGCCAGCAUCCAGGAUCUCCUCUCCAACCAGGAGCAGCAGAAACCGGCGGAGGCCGAGCCCGGCGCCGGCGAUUCCGGGAAGCAGCUGGUGCCCUGCACGGUCCAGCCGCUGUUCCUGGUGGAUUCCAGCGCCGUGGACGUCGGAUCCGGGGAUCUGCCCAUCUUUUUCGAGCUGGGGGAGGGGCCGUGCUUCCCGGACGGGGACGAGUAUCCCGAGGAGUACCCGGAGGAGUACCCGGAGGAGUAUCCCGAGGAGUACCCCGAGGAGUAUCCCGAGGAGUAUCCCGAGGAUCCCGCGCUGCUCCCGCGGCCGCCCACGCCCGAGGACCCGGCCGUGUCCUAAAGCCGGGAUCGGGGACACGGACAGGGACAGGAUCCCGAGGGGGAAAAAAAGGAUCCCGGGGAGGGGAAAAAAAAAAAAAAACCGGGAUCCCGGGAAGGGAA
This is a messenger RNA of Vidua macroura (Pin-tailed whydah), 1031 nucleotides long. It is a transcript of the gene HSF1, whose product is annotated as heat shock transcription factor 1. Bases 1 to 930 code for a protein of 309 amino acids. Gene Ontology annotation, molecular function: DNA-binding transcription factor activity; DNA binding. The transcript is spliced from 7 exons. The record is from RefSeq and is a predicted model, not a curated record. Lineage: Eukaryota; Metazoa; Chordata; Aves; Passeriformes; Viduidae. Gene Ontology annotation, biological process: regulation of DNA-templated transcription.